Molecule: messenger RNA, 402 nt
Organism: Aphanomyces invadans
Lineage: Eukaryota; Oomycota; Saprolegniomycetes; Saprolegniales; Verrucalvaceae
Exons: 1
Coding region: 1-402 (133 amino acids)
Source: RefSeq, a predicted model, not a curated record
AUGGUGGCAAGUUUCGCUGCAGAUGUGGUACAAAAUGGUGGUGUCGUUGUAUCACGAGCCGACGACGGAGCCACGGAUCGAUUCAGCGCCCCCAUUUGGCACAACUCGUACCUCGUAGAUGCGGGCACGAUCCGACACAUCAGCAAGACGGCAGGCGGCGGGCACGCGACUGCCCUGGCAUUUGCUGGGUAUACCCAAGUCCAAGACAUGGUCGCCCUCGGUAGCUCCCCGGCGGAAGUUACAAGGCGGCUCGAGGAACUGCUACCCCAAGCCGUUCCUAUCCGCUGGAUUCGCCAGCUCGAAGCAGUGGUCUGCCCCUUGCACGCUUCGUACCGCAAGCCCCACUUUCCCCGCAUCCCACUACAGCUUGAUCAUGGCUCGUCCGUCUCGGUUGUGAGGUAG